Molecule: messenger RNA, 1324 nt
Organism: Ictalurus punctatus (channel catfish)
Lineage: Eukaryota; Metazoa; Chordata; Actinopteri; Siluriformes; Ictaluridae
Product: GTPase IMAP family member 9-like
Exons: 4
Coding region: 171-920 (249 amino acids)
Molecular function (GO): GTP binding
Source: RefSeq, a predicted model, not a curated record
AAGGGCGCAUUUGGUGACUGGAUGAUUCAGAACAGACGGUUAAGACAUAAACGCACUUCUCGGUGUCUUUGAACGCCAGAUUGACUGCUCUGCAUUGCUCUCUUGUUUACCCAGGAGUCAGGACUAACAAGUAUAAAAGUUACUGAGUCAAUCUGAUCUGAGUGAAAUAGAUGGAAAAGAACAUGGAUCAGUUUCCUGUACAGAAUCAACCGCGUAGAAACAGCAUUACAGAGCCUCCUUUCAUGAGUACUGAAGAUACAUCAUUGAGAGCGAUCAUACUUGGAAGCUCUGGUCAUCAGCAGUUCUCUCUCACCGAGUCGAUCCUGCAGAGCGUGGUCUUUGACGGCGCUGAUCCUCACACUAUACUCACUACUAAAACUUCUGGAAGCCUCUUUGGGAGAAAUGUGACUCUGGUCAACACUCCAAAUCUUGACAAUUACAAGUUUAAAGAGGAACUGAAGAAGGCGGUUUGGUUCUCCUGUCCAGGGCCACACGCCGUCCUGUUUACUGUAAAUCCGUUAGACAUGCCGCCAAACGCGUACGAAAUUUUCAAACCGGUAGUGGAGUACUUUGGAGAGCAAAUCUUGGACAACACAAUGAUUGUUUUAUACCAUGAGGAAGAGCAGUGGAGGCAGUCGUUAGAGGACAAAGUGAUGAAGAAUCGUGACUUUAGAGAGCUUCUAGACCAGUGUCAUCGAAGGUGCCUAGUCUUCAACGGAAGAAGGAAAGAGAGUAGCAUGGCAAAAGAAUUGUUGGACAAAAUAGACGAGAUGGUGGCAAAGCAUGGUGUUUUUUCAAACCUGGAAUAUAAAGACGUGGCUCAACAAUUCACACAUCAGGAAAUAAUCGUGGAAAAUCAAGAGAAAGAAGGAGGUCGGUGCAGUGCUAGAGGAACCGGAGAAGAAGCUUUCUCAGGAUGAAUGUGAAAAUAAGGCCUUCAUUAGCAUUAAAGUCUCUUAAAUUCACGUUUCAGAGGUCUUACAAACACAACCGACCCGACACGUAAACAAGAUUUAGAUGUUAUUUUCUCUCGUCGCUGUUUGAGAUGGUAAACCUGUGUGUGUGUGUGUGUGUGUGUGUGUGUGUGUGUGUGUGUCUGUCUGUCUGUCUGUCUCACAUCCGUGUUUUAGAGCGGCUCGGUUCACAGGAAACGCUCCAAACCAGCUUCAUCUCAGUCUGAGUUGUGAGUUUGAGUCGCUCAUACGUGCGUUUAGACCCGACACGCGUCAGGUUCACUUUGGGUUUACGUUAGAGUCAUCUCAAACACUCCUGUGGGACGAGGUUUACAGAAUUUCACCUGAUCUGUAAUGAGAAGUUAAUUUAA